Messenger RNA from Rotaria sp. Silwood2, 825 nucleotides. The record is from the annotation of a GenBank genome assembly. Lineage: Eukaryota; Metazoa; Rotifera; Eurotatoria; Philodinida; Philodinidae.
AUGAUCACCGGUUACCAAUUGGAUCUGACCAAAGUAUCAGUUCUAUCAUGUAAACUUAUUCAAUAUGUUACUAGUGUAUGUGUAGUUAUGUCACCUUAUUUUAUUGUACUUGCAUCCAUCGAUCGAUAUUGUGCGAGUUCAAGAAAUGUUCAACGACGAAAAUUCAGCAAAAUACGCGUAACUCGAUGGGCAUUAAUGUUUGUCGUUGUAUUAGUAGCAGUUUAUUAUAUUAACUAUCUGGUAUUAAUUGAUCUUCGAGAAGAUGAUUCUCUUGGAUGUGCCAUACGAGGUGAUACAAUUUACAAACAAGUAUAUUCAAUCACACAAGUUUUUGUUUUUGCCAUUAUUCCACCAUGUCUUAUGGGAUUUUUCGGUGGUAUGACUAUUUAUAAUAUGAAGCAUACACGUUUUCUUCCUAGAGCAGCUGUUCGUUAUCGUCGAACUGAAAAUCAACUUGGUCGAAUGCUUCUUGUUCAAGUUGGUACUUAUAUUGUACUUACCCUUCCCUUAUCCAUUUCAUAUUUAAUAUUAGUUUUGCCAAAUUCAUUUAAAGUCACGGCAAAAUUUCAAUUUAUUUAUUUAAUAUGUCAACUUUUCUUUUAUUUGUCUUGUGUUACAACUUUUAUCUUAUAUUUUUUUUCGGCUCAUACAUAUCGAAAUGAAUGUAUUCGAUUGAUAUGUCGAAUGGGUCAAAUUUAUCGUGAAACUCAUAUUCAUCUGCCAAGAAGUCAAAAUAGUAUUCAACCAAUGACUGCUACCUCGAAUAAUAUACUGGCUAUAGCAGCUAAUUCUACAAGACAUAAUGCGUCAAUUCAAAAACAUUAA